Messenger RNA from Rotaria sp. Silwood2, 480 nucleotides. NCBI's taxonomy places the organism in Eukaryota, Metazoa, Rotifera, Eurotatoria, Philodinida, Philodinidae. The record is from the annotation of a GenBank genome assembly.
AUGAGCUAUGCAUCGAAUGCAUCCAAUGGUACUUUAGUUGCUGGUGGUAAUGGACCAGGAACACUGACCAGCCAGCUGAACAGUCCAUAUGCCAUUUAUUUUGAUUCAUCAUCGAACAGCUUGCUAAUUGCCAACCAUGGUGCCCACACUAUUGUUCGGUGGAUUAUCGGCUCCAUUGGAUGGACGCUUGUUGCUGGGUCUAUUAAUAAUGCUGGUAGUACAGCAAUAAUGUUGUAUUAUCCAUCAGACGUCACACUCGAUUCGAUGGGUAACAUUUAUGUAGCUGACACAUACAAUCAUCGUGUACAGUUGUUUCGUGCUGGUCAACGAAAUGGAACAACUAUUGCUGGUAUUACAGGUACAGUUGGUAACUCACCUAAUCUACUUUAUUAUCCAAAUUCAAUCCUACUGGACAAACAAUUGAAUCUUUAUGUGUCGGACUCAUACAAUCAUCGGGUACAAAUGUUCGUUCGAUACUAA